Baudoinia panamericana UAMH 10762 is the source of this 858-nucleotide messenger RNA. RefSeq lists its product as uncharacterized. Gene Ontology annotation, molecular function: osmosensor activity. Gene Ontology annotation, cellular component: extracellular region; plasma membrane; cell surface. The annotation marks the transcript as partial. Lineage: Eukaryota; Fungi; Ascomycota; Dothideomycetes; Mycosphaerellales; Teratosphaeriaceae. The transcript has a single exon. The record is from RefSeq and is a predicted model, not a curated record. Gene Ontology annotation, biological process: osmosensory signaling pathway via Sho1 osmosensor; establishment of cell polarity; signal transduction involved in filamentous growth.
UCAGCCUCCACUGGCGUGCCCACGUAUAUGCCGCGCCUGGUCCAGCCUCCUGGCGGGAUACCAACAGCGCAACAGAACAGCACGCUCAUUCAAGUGGGGUUUAAUUAUGCGCUUAACUACCCGUUCGUGGUGAGCAAUGAGAAUACAACCGCGCAAAUCUUCGCAUACCUGCCCCAGGGCAUCGCCGACGGCCUUGGUAUUUCUAAUGACCAAGUGAGAAUGAAUGGCCUAAUGCCAUACGACACUUCAGCUUCUCAGGGUUUCAUUACGACCUUAGCCCAAGCAUAUGUGCCGAGUAACAUGGUCACGCUCCUCCAGCAGGAACUUCACCAGCCACAGAGCAAUCUCUAUAACAACCCGGACCAGACCAUCAACACGCUGAUGGCCAUGAUCAACCCUGCGAUCCCUCUGUUUCCAGGCGCUUCUCUGGACAGUGCCACAGCCACAAACAACAACAACCCUGCGGCCACGACAUCAGCAUCGGCGGGAGACGGCGCCCCCAUUGGCGGUGACUCUGGCAGCUCGCAGCCCGUGCAGGGCAGGUCGGUCGGAAUAGGUGUCGGUGCCGUUGCAGGCGCUGCCAUCUACGCGGCGGCGAUGGUUUACGUGGCGAGACGCUACCGCAAGAAGCGACAAAGCCACCAACGCGCGUCGUCAGUGCCCACCGCCGGUGACAUGAGCCAAGUAUCAGGUGGCAUGGGCGGAUACUUCAUGUCUGGCGCCGCUGGACCUCGCUCACCCUCCGUCAGCGGUGGAAGAGGCAGCAGGCAAAGCGGAGGGAGCAGUAACGGUCGAAGUGUGCGAGAGCAAGGCAUUUCGAACCCUAUGAAUGCCGAAAACAGCUUGGGCUGGAACUGA